AGAUAGAUAGAUAGAUAGAUAGAUGGAUGGAUGGAUAGAUGGAUAGAUGGAUGAAUGACUGACUAUUGAAGGAAAAAAGGGGGAAUCAUAGGAUGAACGUUAUAUACACCUAUGACUAUAUAUAUAUAUGUGUAUACAAAGGGGAAUGGACUGGAAAUGAUUUAUUGAUAUUUAUUUUUUUUCUUCUCUUGUAUUUCUUUUAUAUAGACGUUACUUCCUCCCGCAGAAAGUGCAGAAAGGCUCACUUCUCUGCUCCUUCUCACAUUCGCCAAAAGAUCAUGAGCGCUCCUUUGUCCAAGGAACUCCGUGAAAAGCACAGCGCUCGUGCUAUGCCUAUUCGUCGGGAUGAUGAAGUUACUGUUGUCCGUGGUACUUACAAGGGUCGUGAAGGCAAGGUUGUUCAAGUUUACCGUAAGAAGUGGGUUAUUCACAUUGAACGUAUUACCCGUGAAAAGGUCAACGGUGCCACUGCUCCUAUUGGUAUUCACCCCUCCAAUGUUGUCAUCAAUAAGCUCAAGUUGGAUCACAGCCGUCAAGCUGUCCUUGAUCGUAAGGGAAAGAAGGAAGCUAUGCAACAAUAAAUUCUAUCACCAUUUUUUUUUACGAAAUAAAGAAUUCCAUAUCUCCAUUUUGUUUCAAUAAAUAUAUGUAAAUCAUCUGUUUUUAAUUAC
Halteromyces radiatus is the source of this 671-nucleotide messenger RNA. Its product is annotated as translation protein SH3-like domain-containing protein. Gene Ontology annotation, biological process: ribosomal large subunit biogenesis; cytoplasmic translation. The record is from RefSeq and is a predicted model, not a curated record. The transcript is spliced from 4 exons. NCBI's taxonomy places the organism in Eukaryota, Fungi, Mucoromycota, Mucoromycetes, Mucorales, Cunninghamellaceae. Bases 93 to 581 code for a protein of 162 amino acids. Gene Ontology annotation, cellular component: ribosome; cytosolic large ribosomal subunit. Gene Ontology annotation, molecular function: RNA binding; structural constituent of ribosome.